CAUAUGUACAGUGGUGUUGGGUAGUAGGUGAUUUCCAGACGCUGUUCAACUUGCAAUUAUAUGGUACAGAAUUGAGUUCAAUUCCCACAAAUUUUCUUUAUGAAGUUUACAGUAAUACAAUCUCUAAUGCCAUGUUAUUGUCAUAAAAGCACAUUCCUUUCUACUGCUUCGUAGGAUACACAUAUGACAUAAGUACUAUUUUCCGUUUUGAAAGCCCAAAGAAAAUGGAACAUAUUUUGUAAAUAACUAAGCUAAUUCUUUGGUUUUUGCUGGACUAGUACUUUUGGUAUCGCCCACUUGCCUUCCACAUUCAGUAAAACAAAAUUGCACAUAUUGAUCCCCUUCGUAACAGUGAAGAAAGGAUAAAAAGAAGAGGAGAAGAAACUUUUAAUAAUAUUACUUGUCUUUGAAUUGAAUCUGAAUUAGAUUUUGAAAGCUUCUAAUGGAACUAUUUAUGAUGAGCUAUCGUUUAAUUUUAAGCUUACAUUAAGAUUUUUUAGCGAAGGGGUCCACUUGCUCUGAUUUCAUUACAAGGAAGCUACAGCAAGAUCCAGAAAGAGCAAAAUAAUUAUGAAAUAUACAAAAAUACUUUGUGCAACUACAAGAAACAUAUUUACUAAAAACUCUUAUAAGGUUAAUGGCUCCCUUAAGAGUCUCAGCAUUCCACGAUCCUCUCAAAGCUUGCCAGCCGUAUGGCUGAAUAGACGCCCUUUUCAUGUUUCUAAUUAUCUCAGCGAAGAUAGAACAACUUCUAAAAACACAAAUGGAAACAUUAAAGACAUAAAAAAUGAGAGUGGGAUUCCUUCAAAUAUGCAGGAAUCUAACAUUCCUGAUAUGGGACCUAACUGGGAAACUUCGUUUUAUGGAUUGUCAGCAAAGCCUUUUGACAAGGAGACUAGUAGUAUUUUGACAGCUCCACUAUCACCAGAAGAUGUGGAAAUUAAACCAGAUGGAAUCCUUUACUUACCUGAAAUCAAGUACCGAAGAAUUCUAAAUAACGCUUUUGGUCCCGGUGGAUGGGGACUUGCCCCUCGCGGGAACACUACUGUCACAAGCAAAUCAGUAUCAAGAGAGUAUGCUCUCGUUUGUCACGGUCGGCUUGUGUCGGUUGCUCGAGGUGAACAAACUUAUUUCGAUCCCGAAGGAGUUGCUACGGCAUCCGAGGGCUGCAAAUCGAAUGCAUUAAUGAGAUGCUGCAAAGAUUUGGGAGUUGCAAGUGAGCUAUGGGACCCAAGAUUUAUUCGUGCCUUCAAACGUGAACGUUGCAUGGAAGUAUUUGUCGAGAAUGUACUCACAAAGAAAAAGCGUAAAUUAUGGCGUAGAAAAGAAGACAAGUUCACAUAUCCCUACGCAGAGUAA
Schizosaccharomyces cryophilus OY26 is the source of this 1359-nucleotide messenger RNA. RefSeq names its product DNA repair protein. Gene Ontology annotation, molecular function: single-stranded DNA binding. The record is from RefSeq and is a predicted model, not a curated record. The coding region runs from base 571 to 1359 and encodes 262 amino acids. Gene Ontology annotation, cellular component: mitochondrial chromosome; mitochondrial nucleoid. Lineage: Eukaryota; Fungi; Ascomycota; Schizosaccharomycetes; Schizosaccharomycetales; Schizosaccharomycetaceae. Gene Ontology annotation, biological process: recombinational repair; interstrand cross-link repair. The transcript has a single exon.